UUUGACGUUGACCUCGAAAUUUCCAAGAAACGUGCCUGUCAGUUUGCUCGCGUACAGCUUGGCUCUUUAAAUAAUCGACAAAGAUCUAUCGUAAAGAGCUGCAAUCCCGUAGAAGCCAGUAGACCUAGUAGAGUUGGUUCUAAAGGAAUGUUUUAAUUAAGGGAAUUCGUCAAAGCCUGUUUUGUGGUCAAGUUGAAGCUCAAUAUAGAUAGGCAAUUCCGAUCCUGGUACUAAAAGUAUUGGUGAGUUCUGUGAAUAUAAAACCAUCCAAAAAAACAAGAGUCAUCAUUUGCUUGGAAACUCAAUAUGUCAAGACCAGUAACAUUUCAUGUUACCAUCAAGUUGUUUCUUCUCCUAGUCAGUAGCGUGACACUAUCAAAUGGCAAAACAGGCCUCAGUUUAAACAAUUGUUCCUGUUUUAUGUCUGGACAAUACUACAAUCUCAAGUCACUAGCACGUCUGCACGGUGGGCCAAGAUUUCAGACUGAAAAGAAUAACUGGAAUUAUGCUUAUAAUCCAUGCAUACCAUUCUCCAUUGAACCUCCCUGUGAAGACGUGGCGAUUUGUCGAUGGGAUGCAUUCGAUCAAAGUUUCACCAAUCUAGGCCUUGAAAAAGAUAUGCUAUGUAAAAGUUCCAAAGAAGGAGUGAAAUUUACUUUCAAAAUACCCAAACGGUAGGUAAGGAAUAAUAUUCUUGUUUUGU
This is a messenger RNA of Actinia tenebrosa (Australian red waratah sea anemone), 703 nucleotides long. RefSeq lists its product as uncharacterized. The record is from RefSeq and is a predicted model, not a curated record. NCBI's taxonomy places the organism in Eukaryota, Metazoa, Cnidaria, Anthozoa, Actiniaria, Actiniidae. Gene Ontology annotation, cellular component: trans-Golgi network.